Durusdinium trenchii is the source of this 308-nucleotide messenger RNA. The record is from the annotation of a GenBank genome assembly. NCBI's taxonomy places the organism in Eukaryota, Dinophyceae, Suessiales, Symbiodiniaceae.
GAGCGCUUCAGCUGCUGGGCAUGCUCCGGGGCCCAUGGCGCCCGGAUGGCAGCAUGGUCAGCUUCAACACAGGCAUUAGCGCAUGCGAGCAGGCCUUGCGCUGGCCGACAGCUUUAGAGUUCCUGCAGCUGCACAGUCUGCAAGGAGUCGAGACAGAGGUCGUGUCCUUCAAUGCAGCCAUCGGCGCCACAGGAGCAGCGCGAAGCUGGCGAUGGGCGUGGCAGCUCCUUGAACGUCAGAUCCUUCGGAACGCAGCUACACCCAGAUGCUGGCAGCACUCUCCUGGCCAUCCUGGAGCUUGGGUCUAA